Messenger RNA from Diaporthe batatas, 647 nucleotides. RefSeq lists its product as uncharacterized. NCBI's taxonomy places the organism in Eukaryota, Fungi, Ascomycota, Sordariomycetes, Diaporthales, Diaporthaceae. The transcript has 4 exons. The record is from RefSeq and is a predicted model, not a curated record. The coding region runs from base 189 to 647 and encodes 152 amino acids.
GCAAGACUUUGACAGCGGAGAGCGUCGCAGAAAUUGCAGAAAAGUCUCUGUACCGUGUCACAUGUGGUGACAUAGGCACUGAUCCCAAGGAUGUCGAGAAGUACUUGGAGACUGUGCUCUAUUUGGGAAAAAUUUGGGAUUGUGUACUGCUCCUGGAUGAGGCAGAUGUGUUCCUCGAGGAACGUACAAUGGCUGACCUGCAAAGAAACAGCCUGGUGUCAAUAUUCCUGCGCACGCUUGAAUACUACGACGGCAUACUCAUCCUGACGUCGAAUCGCGUCGGCACUUUCGACGAAGCCUUCAAGUCCCGAAUUCAGGUUGCAAUCCACUACAACAAUCUGACCAAGAAAUCACGUAGGGCAAUUUGGAGCAACUUUCUUGACAUGAUCGACGAGUCCCCGGAUGAAGAUGCGAACAUUUCCGAGUUGGAAAGGAGGCUUGACGAGCUGGCCGCGCAUGAGAUGAAUGGCAGGCAGAUCCGGAAUGCCUUGCUCACCGCUCGGCAGCUUGCCAAGCAUGAAGGAGAGAGGUUGGACUGGAAACACCUGAGCCAGGCCAUCAAGACUGCGUCAGACUUUAACAAGUACCUGAAGACAGUAAAGGGGCAUAGCGAUGAGCAGUGGGCCCGAGAGGAAAUGUUGAGAUAG